CGACGGCCCCGGGGUCAGAAUGUUGAAUACGUUUUCCGUACUAUCGCCACACUUUAAGUUUAAGUACAAGUUUGUGACGAUCGACAAUUUGGCGUUCAAGUGCCACUACCGUGCCACGUUCAUCAUACUGCUGGUGUGCACCCUGCUCGUCACCUCCAGACAGUACAUCGGAGAGCACAUCCGGUGUAUCACGGGCGGAUCCAUACCGGAGCAUGUCAUCAACACGUUCUGCUUCUUCACCACCACGUUCACCGUGAUCCGGCACUACAAUGAGACGCUGCUCCAGCAAGGCAACCUGCCCCAUCCGGGAGUCGGUCCCAUGUACAGCGAAGAUCCGACGAAACGGCACGCUUACUAUCAGUGGGUACCGUUUGUUCUGUUCCUGCAGGCGCUUACGUUCUACGCACCGCACAAGAUAUGGCGCAUGAAUGAAGGUGGACGACUGAAGAAGCUGAUGGAGGGAUUGCACAUGGCCAAACUCAGUGAGCACUAUGCGGCCAAAGACAACAUCACGAUCGGCCCGAAGUACACGCUCCUGUCGCGGGAUAACGUUGACGCGAAACUAACCGCCGUAAAGAAUGAGUUUUUUAAGCACAUCCAAGCGCACACGGAUUGGGCGAGGAUUCACUGCUUUUGCGAGUUGCUGAACCUGGCCAAUUGCGUGCUACAAAUGGUGUUCACGCACCUCUUCCUGGGACGCCAGUUCUGGGACCUGGGACCCCGGUUCCUGGCGGAUGAUUUCACCGGCACGAUGGACGUGCUGGAUACGGUGUUUCCGAAGGUAACCAAGUGCCACUUCUACAAGUACGGUCCGACGGGAUCGAUCCAGAAACACGACGCCCUGUGUGUGAUGGCGCUCAAUGUGAUCAAUGAGAAAAUUUUCACCUUUCUCUGGUUCUGGUACGUGGCGCUAUUGACGAUCUCCGUGCUGGCGAUCGUCUGGCGAUUGGUCACCUUGGUGCUGCACAACAGAUGGACCAAGCUGACCGCGGCUAUACUGUCGCUGGCCAGCCCCGGGAGACUGAAUCCGCAGGACGUGGAGAUCGUUACGUACCGGUUGAAGUUCAGCGAAUGGCUGUUCCUGUACUACCUGGCCAAAAACAUGGACGGCCACCUGUUCCGCAAAGUUCUACGAGGAAUCGUUGACGAUCUGCAGCACCCGGCGACGAGCAUGAGUUCGGUGAACAGCGAUCCGCUCGAGGAGCACGGUAAGGCGUUGAGUAUCGAUACGGUUGACGGGGCUUUCGAUGAGGACGAUCUGCUAAACCGUCGGACGCCGACAAAGGACACCCGGUUCCGAUAUGAGGUGGAACACAAGAAAGCCUAGCGAACAAGAU
Molecule: messenger RNA, 1337 nt
Organism: Anopheles cruzii
Lineage: Eukaryota; Metazoa; Arthropoda; Insecta; Diptera; Culicidae
Gene: Inx7
Product: innexin inx7
Exons: 4
Coding region: 20-1327 (435 amino acids)
Biological process (GO): phototransduction
Cellular component (GO): gap junction; plasma membrane
Molecular function (GO): gap junction channel activity
Source: RefSeq, a predicted model, not a curated record